Messenger RNA from Fimicolochytrium jonesii, 1085 nucleotides. RefSeq lists its product as uncharacterized. The transcript has 5 exons. Bases 203 to 892 code for a protein of 229 amino acids. Gene Ontology annotation, cellular component: DNA ligase IV complex; nucleus. The record is from RefSeq and is a predicted model, not a curated record. Gene Ontology annotation, biological process: double-strand break repair via nonhomologous end joining. Lineage: Eukaryota; Fungi; Chytridiomycota; Chytridiomycetes; Spizellomycetales; Powellomycetaceae. Gene Ontology annotation, molecular function: DNA end binding.
GUUGGAAGAGCUUUUAGGGGGCGAGAACUCCACUACCAAUAGCUACCUCGUUUUCAACAUUAUAGCCGGCACGACCCUUUUAAGAAAUUGAGAGGUGCAUCAUAGCAAAUCGCGUCGAUGCAUCCGGACAACUUUCUCGCGAGUCAUUCGGACGCGUUCAGCCUUUCCCCUUCCUCCCCAUGCCGAAUUCUCUGACGCUCACAUGCCCCGCAAACUGCCGGCGAUGACAGACCCAGCAGCAGCUUCUCUCGCUGAAUUGGCGAUAGAGUCGCCCCUAUGGACACCUUUCCUUCUCCCCACCGCUGACGGAACAACCCUCUCCCUCUUCAUAAAAGCACACUUCACAUCUCACUCUUACACCAUCCUCGUUUCCGACUUUAAGCGAUGCUGGAUGGAGACAGCUAACGAGGCGGAGAUAGCCCGGAAGAUCAAGACGUAUGCAAAGAGUUUCGGUGGCACGCCUGUCGAGAAGAUGGUGCCUUUCAUUGAGGGUUAUGUCAAGGAGCAAAAGGAGUCGGUCAAAUAUAUGAGCGUCUUUGAGCCGGAUGAAGCUGGGCAGCUCAGAAUUCACGCUACAGGCCAAGUCGGCAGCGUCUCCUUCCGCUGGGUCUUUGAGCUCUCCCAACUUCACAGCGACGCUGUGGCACCCGCUUUUACCCCCGGAGAUGUGCUCUUUACGCACCUGACGGUGCCCACGAUCAUCGUUGCCGCCGAACAGGAGCGCCGCUUGAAGCUCUUGCAGGCGGUGAUUGAGAAGAAGGAGCGGGAGCUGCAGGAGUGUCACGAAUCUUUGGCAUUUCAUAAUGUCAGAUAUGCUCCGAGUGAGUGCCUGGGACCUGUUGAGCAGUUGAGGAAGCAUGUGCCAGCGGAAAGUAUGCAUCGCAUGCUAUGACGUGGAUGCUGAUUGCUACGUGUCUCUCGCCGCUGCAGAACGAUCGCAGCCCUUCUCUCAAGAAGCAUUCACAAAUGCAGCCGAUGAGGACUUCCGCUCCAGCCAAAAAUCCCGGCCAAGUCCAACGAAUCUCGUAACCUCCUUCUUCGCCCCGUCAUCGCAACCCUCAUCUUCAUCCCAUCUCUACAAACUA